AUGUUUAACGAUGAGGCAGAAUCAUCGGUUAAUGCUCAAAUUCAAAAAUAUAAAGAAACGGUAAAACCAAAAAUUAGAAAAAAUGGCAGUAAUAGAAAGGAAUAUCUGAAAAUAUAUUGGCAAAAUAAUAAGGAAAAGAAGCGUGGAUAUGAUCGAAAAUACAUCCAAAAUAAUGAAGAAAAAAGGCGAGAAACUGUCCGAAAGUACAACCAAAAUAAUAGAGAAAAGAAGCGAGAAUAUUAUCGAAAAUAUAGAGAAAACAAUAAAGAAAAGAUUCGAGAAAAUGAACGGAAAUACCGACAAAAUAAUAAGGAAAAGAGACGAGAAUGGAAUCGAAAAUAUCGAGAAGAUAAUAAGGAAAAACUGGCAGAAUACCGUCAAAACAAUAAGGAAAAGAGGCGAGAAUGUGAUCGAAAAUAUCGAGAAAAACUGAAAAAUAAAAAGGCAGAUUUACAAAAUAUUCAUUCAGAUAAUGGAGAAACUUCUUUUGCUAAUACACAAAAUGAUGACGAUUUUGGAAAUAAAGGUAAAUUGCCAAUAGUUUACGAAGAGGGCAUUCGGUCUGAAGAGGAAAGUCAUUGUAACUAUGAUGAGGAUGACUAUGAAGAAACAGAAACUAAUGUGGAUGAGCAAAAUCAAGCUGUGGUAGUAGUCCAAAAAUCAAAAAAUGCUUCCAAACAAAAUCCAAAAAUGCUUGUUUGUUCUGAUAAUAAUGGGGAAGGAACUUCUAAUCCAAAAAAAGAUAAUUUUAGAAAUAAAGGUAAAUUGCCAAUAGUUUACGAAGAUAGAAUUCAGUCUGAAGAAGGAAAUCUUAUUUAUCAAGAGGAGGAAAGAGAAACUAAUAUGGAUGAGCAAAAUCAAACGUUAGUAGAAGAGCCGAACAAAAUUCCCGAGAAUUGUACGAAUUUGAUUGAUUUGAAUAAGAAAUAUUGUCCCUUUGAUCUGAACGAGAAACCUGAGGACGAAGAUGAGGACGUUUAUUAA
Meloidogyne enterolobii is the source of this 984-nucleotide messenger RNA. Lineage: Eukaryota; Metazoa; Nematoda; Chromadorea; Rhabditida; Meloidogynidae. The record is from the annotation of a GenBank genome assembly.